CGGAUCAAGGUUGGUAGCGGAUUCUGCGCUUCGUCCCGAGCAAAAAGAAACUGCCGCAACAAAACUUUUCAUCGGUUAUUUUCGAUUCUUACGAUAUUAUCUUUCUCUUUUCCUUUUACAAUGGCUGCGAAUCGCUUCCUUAACAUAUUUGAAAAUAUAUAUUUGCAAAAUAAAAUAAUAUGGAUAGUGAAACUUUUAGGAAAAAGUGGGAGUGAAAUUAAAUUUUUAGAUAUAAAAAUUAUAAAAAUUGGGAAUUUAUUAUUAAGAAUUUUUUAGAAAAUCCUGAUACUUGAAAAAAUUUUAAUCUAGUUUGAUUUAUUUUGAUUAAAAUUUUAUCGAAAUUAAAUAUAAAAUAAAACUACUUAUUAAUAUAAUUUUAUGGUGAAUAUGAAGGUUAUAAAUUUAUUACACUCUUCAUCGUUACUUUUAAUUACAAAUCGUUAAGCAAAUUGUACAGUGAUCGUAUCAUCGGUAAAAACGACGAACGUUUUGCGCAUGCGCAUGAAUCUUUAGUAGGUCGCGUCAACGGCUUGAACGAACACGUCCCGCGUCGCUCCUUCAGUCAUAUAAAGGUAUCUCGAGAUAUAUCACGCGUAUAAAUUCCCAUAAUCGACUAAAAAAGUGCCUUCACCUUCACCUUUAAUUCGCGUCAUUAUCAUAAAACAUAAGUGUCGUUGAAAAGUUUCAAAAUCGAGUGAUUCGUGAAUUGACACAACCUCUAAACACGUGAAUGUGCCAAGUGAAUGUACCGUAUUUAUUCCUUUCUCGAAGUUGCGUUGAAGACUGAUGGACAAAUUCCUCGAAAGAAUGGGAUAUCGACGGAAAAAAAGAGGUAACUUUUAAAGAUAAUCGUUCAAAUAAUCCAUAAAAAUACGUAGAGGGUAUCAGUGCUCAAGGAUUGUCAAAAGUUUUGCGAGGAAGGCGCGCGAGAAAGGUGCGCGCGCGCACGAUAGUAGGUCGAAUCGCGUUCGGCGAAGUUCGGCUAUAUUCGUAUACGUUCGGUACGCUCGAAUUCGAAGUUCGUUCGCGGCGACCGCGCGCUCGCUGUUCGGUCAGUCAGUCAGUCGCACGCGGCAUACGAAGGCCUCGAAGAGUCGAGGGAGGUUCGAAGACGCGCGAAAUAUAACAGAAUAAGAGACAGAGACUGGAUAAGGUGAGGGGAAGGAACGAUAAGUGACUCGAAGAAAAGAAAACACAGGGUGGAAAGACGACACAGCGGAAUCUUAUAUCGCGCGUUGUCUUUUGUCAUAAAGACUGGAGCCGCUCUAGCGAGUGAGUCGAUCUCUCUUCUCGAUUCGAGAGAUCGACUGCUAUCCUUCGAGGCAGCGUCGGUUUGGCAGACGGAAGAGAAAUUGGCAAAAGUGUGAUAGCAGAGAGGAAAAAAGCACCUACAAAUACGAGAUGGUGUACGGAGGAGGCUUCGACAUGGUGGAAACGAUGCCACAGACGGUACCUACCGCAGCCGGCUACUCGCCGUCGUUCGAUUACAGCACAUUCCAAUUCGAUUUAUCCCUUCUUUCGGACGAUUAUGCCGCGACGAACGCGCAAAACACAUUGAAACCAGCGCAAAUCAAGCAGGAAGCGCAAUCGCCGCGUCCCGGCUCACCGACCACGUACUCGAGCUCGCCUUACCCCGGCGCCGGCGGUGAACUGUCCCCUAAUUACUCGCACGAGGGUUCACCAGGAUACCCGACCAGUCCCUACUACGUGCCCAGAAGUCCUCAAAGUGCUCAAUUCUACCCGACAAGCCCAGAACCCUCCGCGAAACAGCCGGUCAAAAGAGAGAAGAGCCUCGAUCUUCUGGCCAUCUUGCAAGAGUCCAGACUUCUGGCCGAGAGUCUGGGAUACAGGGAGGACUCGACCGACUGCACAGUGCCGUGCACACCGCCAAGAACGGAGGAGGACAUUUACAACAGCCUUGACGCGGACUUCUUCGCGAAGAAAGAGGAUACCGCAGUGCAAGGACACCCGUUGCUGAAGGAGAUCCUCUUCAAGUCGGAGCCACGGUCGAGCUGCAACAGCAGCAACAGCAGCACAACGAGCAACACCAGCGAUUCCUCGUCCACGUUGUCGUCCUCCCCGUCGAGCGCUUCUUCCUCGCCCGACCCCGUGCAACUCGAGAACAGCUCGCCGUUGAGGAGCUUGCUGUUCAAGGGUGCCAGAAAGGAUUUCGCGGACGGCGCGAGAACAAAUGUUCUGAAACUCGAGAGAAUACAGGACGAAGUCAGGAAUCCUCUUCAGAAGGAGGAGGAGCUGUUCAAGGACGGGCAAAAGAGCGAUCACCAGUUGCUCAGGGAGGUUCUGAGGGACACCAGUUUUCAGAGGAAGUACAAUCUGAGACCCGUGGACCUGGGCAGCGUGGGGACAGGGUUCGUCGAAGACAUGGAAGCCGGCGAAUGCGUCGGUGACCUGACCAGAGAGCAGAUAGAGCCUGUCCUCAGCCUGGCCAUCCAACAAUUGCAAAAAGACUUUGACAACACCUGUGUCGCGCUUGGUAUUCAUCCUGAGCCACGACGUUGGAGCGCCGCAGACGUAGCAGCCUGGAUCCAAUGGGCCAGAAGGCAACUGCAAUUGCCAUCUGUCCCACUAGAAAGCUUCAACGUGGAUGGCGCUACAUUGGCUUCCCUCACGGAAGAGGAAUUCUGUCAGCGUGCCCCUCAGUGUGGAAGCAUUCUUCACGCACAAUUGGAAAUUUGGAAGGCAGCAGUCGAAGAAUCUCCGCGUAACACAUUGGCAGCUUCGUGGGGUCCUGCUGUUGUUCAAACUCCUAACAAUAACAAUAAUGCAUCGUCGACUAUUGCGAAUGCGGCUCCAGCCAGUGUCACGGGCUCUACUUGCAGCGUAGAUUUUUCUGAUGAUGAGGACGAGGAUUGCGGCUCGUCGCAAGCUGGAACCGGCGGAGGCGGGGGCGGUGGUGGUAAAAUGCGUAACGGCGGCUCGCACAUCCACCUCUGGCAGUUCCUGAAGGAGCUGCUUCAGAGCCCGGGCGUCCACGGUUCCUGUAUACGCUGGCUGGACCGUGGCAAGGGUGUGUUCAAGAUCGAGGACUCGGUCCGCGUGGCCAGGCUGUGGGGCAAACGAAAGAAUCGGCCGGCAAUGAACUACGACAAGCUGAGCCGUAGCAUCAGGCAAUAUUACAAGAAAGGGAUCAUGAAGAAGACGGAGCGUAGCCAGAGGCUGGUCUAUCAGUUCUGCCAUCCUUACUGCCUGUAAAUUACCCGGGUCCCGUUAAGCCUUUGCUCUCGUGCGAAGGAUGUCGAAGGUGUUACCUCUAAGGGGGAAGAGAAAAAAAAAAAAGAAAUAUUUAUCGACGAUGAAAAGCAUAAAAUCGAGCGGAAAUCGAGUCUCUUUCGAUCGUGUGAUUUAUAUUAUUCGAUUAUUUAUUGCGAACCGCGUUCGAGGUAACAUCGAUGGAUGUCCUCGCCGAUAUUGCGUAUAUCUUUUCUUUUUUUUUUUUUAAACGCUCGUCGUGAUUCUCUCGUGAUUCGUGAUACACGAUCGAAGAUCGUGAGCUCGUCGCGAGGUACGCAGGUCGGUGAUAAGAUUGUCGUAAACCGUUGUAUCGGCUCGAUCGCUGGGUGGUUUAUCGAGCAUCGAGUGCAAAGGGUUAACACUUUUUCCUCCCAGAUUCAAGGUCGUCCAGGUUGAUCACCUUGAGGCUGGUGCACGUUUUCGAAAAGGAGUUGCGAUGAAAGGCUUCCGACUCUUUCUGCGUGCAAUUUUUUUUUUUUCUCGCACAGAGAAUACGUGCUGGUGUGCUUGCCUGUCCCACUCUUCUGUGUUGCGUGUUGUUGCGUGUCCCUUCGUUGUGUGGCUGAUUGAUGAUAUCGAAGAGAGGUGAAAAAUCGGAAAAAAAAACAAAAAAAAACGCGAAGAAUCAGUAUGGAGGUCAGAAGAUUAAAAAAAAAAAAAGAAGAAAAAUGAAAAAAAAUAACGAUCCACCAUGUCCAGUGUAUUAUCCCAUGAAAGGAUGAUACAUAGUCGCGACACAGGUGGGUACCACUAAGUACGCCCGUUUUGGGCGAAUCCCGAAUCCCCUCUCUCCUUCCUCCCCAAUUUUCUUCCCUGUCCCUCAUCUUUUACACGCCUUUUUUCACUAAUUUCUAUCCCGAUAAACUAUUUCUUGUUGUUGUAACAUAAACGAUUACCCGGUAAAAAUUAAGUGACUCCUCCACGUUUCGUAAUCCACGAUUCAUCCCCGAUUAUCAUUGUGCAUGUUGGGACGUUUGUCCGGUCGAUUUUCGCGUCUUUCGAUCGCCACGCUUUAUUUCGUUUUUCUCAAUUAAAGAGUUUCUUUUUUUUUUUAUACGAACGAAGAUUGAUUUUUCUCUUCCUUUUUUUUUUUUUUUUUAAUGGAAAAUAAUCGUGCGUCAACGUAUAGGCACCGGUUAACCACCACCACCAUAAAGUAUAUUAUGGCACGUACUAACACUUAAUAUUCUACUAACGUAAUGAUAACGAUAUGAGUACGAUAAUGCUGUUAGUAUUAUUACUAUAUUUCCCCAUGAUAUCAGUAAUAUUACUGCAAUGUUGUUAACGAUCCACUAACCGUAAUGUUAUAAAGCGUUUUAACGUGCUAGUGUCGGUAUUAAAUCGGUAUUAUAUACCGUUGUACUGUCAUCAGCGCGUUAUCGAUGCACGUGAACGUGUCAUUACGUUUACACGCGAUAUAUGUAUAUAUAUAUAUGUAUAUUUAUAUGUAUAUAUAUAUAUACUUUUUUUUGUUUUUUCUCUUUUCGAAGCGACGAUCGAAAGAUGGAACGAUCGACGCGCUCGAGAUCUCGUUUGGAGGUACGUCCUGCGAGUUUCGAGCGUGCAAACGUUAUGGUACCGACGUUAUUGUUGUUCGAGGACGGAAUAACAACGAGGAAGAAGCGAGUCAGCGGAGAUUUCGUUGGAGAAAAGGGAAGAAACUACUCUUUCCUCUCUGUUCUCACGAUUGCUUACCAGCGCCGGUCGCCAAAGCCUCGAGCUGCAUCCGAUCCACGGAUCCACGAUAGAUGGACGAUCCAGCGCGCGGAACUAUUCGUUGCUGCUUGACUCGUCCCGCCAUUUUCAUCUUUUUUUUUAUUUUUUUCCUUUAUUUUUCGAAGAAGAUCGUGUGGAGAGAAUCCGAGAGAUCCUUUCGAUACUUGAAUCCCUUGGUAUAUAUAUUUUUAUAGAAGUCCAAAUGGAAGAAGUUGUAGAGUAUAGAUAAUAUAUCGUUUGUGUAAGAUUCUUGAGAAUAUUUAUUUACUUAGUCAGAUUAUCUUUGUGUGUAUUUAUAAUUUUUCGUGGAUUAAUUAUUCUAAAUUAAUUUUAUUAAUUUUAAAUUUUCUCUUUUUAGAAAAAAUAUUUAUGUACUACGUCUGGUGCUAUAAUAUUUAUAAUAUUCAUAAAGCAAUACUAUUUUAUAUAAAAACAAACUUUACUAUUUAUAUAAAAAGAGAAUGAUCAUCUAUUUUAUACAUAUUAGAUAUUUUUAAAAUUAUAUAUACAUAUAUAUAUAUAUAUCAACAGAUAGAUAUUUUUGAUACUAAACGUAUACAAGAUAUUCUUCUAAAUAACUUUAGAUAUUAAAAACCAUUUAAAAGUGCCUUCUUUGAUAUUAAUAGAUCCGACAAUCGUCCGGUGCUCGAUUUAAAAAUCCCGCCAAUCUGAUAUGCGCCCUUUUGAGGAUGCGUACAACAUUGCGCGGCGAGCGUAGCGGAAAAUUUCGCUCGCGCGGCGUGAAACGAUCGACGCACGAUCGAUUCGUCCUAGGAUAAGCGAUCAGGCUCUUCCUUUUCUCGAUAGGAAAGGCAAUAAAGUCUCUUCGAAAAAGGAAAAAAAAGAAAAGAAAGGAAAAAAAAGAGAUAAAAAGUUUUAAAAAAAAAGGAAAAAAAAAGGAACGUAAGAUAGAAGAAUGGCAAUCGCGGAUGGCUCGAGGCUGGAACAUUUACGUGGCUGGUUCUGGUGAUUUUGGUCCCAUAUAUCUAUGAUAUAUUAAACGUUGUAUGUUCCAUGAACGAUCUAGCAUGUAAGUCUCACUUUAGAUGAUAUAAGUAUCAUGGUGGCUCACGUGAGCCGUCCAUUAAGUUACUCGAAGAGAUUUCCCUGUAUUUUUUCCUCUCCUCCAUUCUCUUUUCCUUUUUUUUUCUAACCUUUUCUUCCAUACGAUGAUUUAAUGAAUUUCAUUAAUCAUCGAGCUAAUCACUCGUUAAUCUUAUUUUUUUUUAUUAAGAUUUAUUUAAACAUUCUUUGAAAUACUUAUGGAAUUCGUGACGAUCAUCGAACUUCGAUCGUAUUCAUCCGUUCUAUACUUCUUCUCUAUUUUUCUUAUUUUUAGGGAAGAAUCGUAUCGACCACGCUAAAAAUUGACAAAAUUGGAAUAAGAAAUAUUAUACCACGUAUAAAAAUUAUAUAAAUAUAUAAUAACUAAAUAUCCAUUUUACUAUUAUUUAUAGGUAAAAUUUUAAUUUUGAAAAAGAAUCAAUGGAAAUCAAAAAGUCAAUAAGUAUUGCACAAUUCUUCUUUGCAGCAAUUCUAAAGUUUAAAAAGAUCGAAGAUCGUGUGAACAAAUUCGAAUUCCUCUCGAUAUAACGUUUAUUUAAUACGAUUAAUUAUUCUAUAAUUAUUUAAGAACCCACUAAUAGUGGUCUACUAACAUCCCAAUCGUUUCGAUACUCAUUGAUAUCGGUUGUAUAUAAAAAAAAAAUACUCUCGACGUGUAAUCAUUUUGUACGUUCAUUUUAUUAUUAUUAUUAUUAUUAUUAUUAUUAAUUAUUAUUAUUAUUAUUAUUAUAUUAUAUUAUAUUAUAUUAUAUUAUAUUUUUUUUAAUAAUUAUUUAUUUAACUGAGUUCUCGUUCGAGUAAUCGUAUUAAUAUAUUUUAUAUACGUACGUUACAUUGUUAGAAAGUUGUUCUACGUAAGACGUCGAGGUCGUCGUGGCAGUGGCAUGCCGUGGGACUGGUUUCAAUUUCGCGAUUCGGCUCUGUCUCCGUGUAGCAUGUUAAAUUGAACGAUAAAGAAGAAACGAGAGUUAAUAUUGUUUCGAUUUAAUACGACGAAAGAAGAAAAAAAAAAAUAUUUUCUUUUUUUUUUUUGUUUUGCUAAGAUCAUCGUGUUCACCGAAGGAGAAGGAACUAUUUUCCUUCUUUAUUGGAUGUGCAAUUAUUGCCAAAUAUCGGAAUCUUGAGAGAAUAUUCUCGAAAUAUGUAGAUUGUUAAGCCAAAGAACAUGACGACGAGCUCGAUUAUGUUCUCGAAAUCGGAUAGAAAGGGAAAAAGAGAGAGAGAGAGAGAGGGAGAGAAUGAGAGAGAGAGAGUGAGAUACGUAUCUUCGUUUUAAAUUGCGCGCGCUUGCAAUUCGAAAAUGAAAGCGGGGCUCGUCGAAAUGGAGACCCUCGUUCUAGUAUAAAUAAUUACACGGACGGAGCAAUUUUUAUUCGUAUGUACACGAGUAUGAUAUAUCAUUCAUAUCGUGAAUUUUCCAGGAAGCGUAACAUUGAGUUUUAAUCGGCUCGAAUUACGAGAAUUGCAAGUACGAUUGAAAUUGUAAUUAUAUCCGUUCAUAAAAGUUAAAAUACUCAUCGUCCACGUUUCAAUCAUCAUUUGUUUCAAAAUUUCAGUUACCAAUAAACUAAAAGCAAAAGCAA
Messenger RNA from Apis cerana (Asiatic honeybee), 7616 nucleotides. It is a transcript of the gene Ets98B, whose product is annotated as DNA-binding protein Ets98B. NCBI's taxonomy places the organism in Eukaryota, Metazoa, Arthropoda, Insecta, Hymenoptera, Apidae. Gene Ontology annotation, biological process: cell differentiation; regulation of transcription by RNA polymerase II. Gene Ontology annotation, molecular function: sequence-specific DNA binding; DNA-binding transcription factor activity, RNA polymerase II-specific. The record is from RefSeq and is a predicted model, not a curated record. Gene Ontology annotation, cellular component: nucleus.